UCCGGGGCCGGGGCCGGGACCGGGAGGGGCGCUUCGGGGCGCCCGGCGGGGCCUGGGGCGAGAGGGGAGCGGGAUCGGGCCGUGCCGGGCCGUGGCAAGCCCCGCCGCUCACGCUGUUCGUCUGCGCAGGGAGCGCGAUUCGGCCGCCGCCGCUGCCCCCGGAGGCUAAUUAGCCAGGAGGCUAAUCCCGGCCGGCCCCGCAGCCGCAGGAUGUCCGUAACGGAUCAAGCCUUUGUGACCCUCGCUACUGAUGAUGUUUAUUGUCAAGGAGCUCUGGUUCUUGGACAGUCACUGAGGAACCAUACGACAUCUAGAAAAUUGGCAGUGCUAAUUACACCAGGGGUUUCCAGUGGGAUGAGGUCUGUCCUGCGCAGCGUGUUCGAUGAAGUCAUCGAGGUGGAUGCACUCGACAGUGCUGACUCGGUCCGGUUGGCUCUGUUGCAGAGGCCAGAACUGGGUGUAACCUUCACUAAGCUUCACUGCUGGACUCUUACUCAUUAUAGCAAAUGUGUCUUCAUGGAUGCAGACACUUUGGUGCUUUGCAAUGUUGAUGAAUUGUUCGAUCGAGAAGAGUUUUCAGCAGCUCCGGAUUCUGGCUGGCCUGACUGCUUUAAUAGUGGUGUAUUUGUGUUCCGACCAUCUUUAAAAACUUACAACCUGCUGCUCCAGUUUGCUGCUGAACAUGGCAGCUUUGACGGGGGUGAUCAAGGCUUGUUGAAUAGCUUCUUCAGCAACUGGGCAACAGCAGAUAUUGGUAAACACUUACCUUUCAUCUAUAACUUAAGCAGCAGUGCUGUAUACACCUAUGUUCCUGCUUUCAAUCAUUUUGGCAGAGAUGCCAAAGUUGUUCACUUCUUGGGAGCGACAAAGCCCUGGAACUACAAAUACAACCUUCAAACAAAGAGAGUUAUGCACGAUGGCACCACCCCUGAGUCUUUUCAUCAACUGUCAUUUCUUGCCCUCUGGUGGAAUAUAUACAGUGCCAGUAUACUGCCUUUGUUAGAAAAACUUCAAAAGAUGGAACGAUCAGAAUCUGAGGAAUGCAAGCAUACUUUCAACGGAGUUGAAAUUACACUGAAAAAGGCUGAGCCUUCUGUGGCAAAUUCACUGCAAAUGCCUGUACCUCCAGAGCAGACAUAUGAAAUGCAUCCCACGGCUGGUCCACCUGAGGAACUCAGUUUCGAAGCUCAACCUGUAUGUGGAGUUGAACAAUGCGGUUCUAACGUCCAUCCCUCUGAGCCUGACAGACCUUCAGAACAACUUACUUUUCAUCCUGCGUUUCAGGAAACCUCAGAACUGAAUGAGGUUACACAUUCUGUUUCAGAGCUCUCUAUUCACCUCAAACCAGAAGAACCAAAUCCUGAAGAUGAACGGAGAAAAUGGGAGGAAGGGCGUAUGGACUAUAUGGGAAAAGAUGCUUUUGAACAUAUUAAAAAGAAACUGGACACAUUUUUAGUUUAAGAAGAAGUGAACUGUAAUGACCGUCAUGAUCUCUUUCUUCUAUAAAUGCAACCUUGAGCAUUUGGAUAUCUUCGUAGUUUAUUUGACACCAAAGUUGAGGGAAGAUUAACAGAUAGAGACUCUUGUUUGUUUUGUUUUUUAACAGUUAUGUGUGCCUUAUCUUUAUUGUUCCCCAAUAGUGCCUUCUGAGGUGUAAUGAAUGAUACCUUCUAAGUCUGAAACUCUCGUGUUUAUCACUGUUCCCCCAUUUAGUACUGUGCAGGAACAGUCAUGAGUAAAAUAUGUUGGAAGUUAAGAUUACUUCAGAGUACUUUUAUCUCUUAGAAGAGGCUUCAAAAACUUUUAAAAUGAAAACCUUUCUCUUGAAAGCAAAUUAACAAGUCCCAGGGCAACCAUGGUGUAAAUUUCAAUAUGAGAGAAAAAUGGGAUGAAAUCGUGGCCUCAUACGAGUCUAUAACUAAACUUUUUCAUUUAAGUAUAAUUAGGCUUAGAGUACAUUCAGACUUUGUCAGAGAUCUCUAGUGGAUAUUCUCCCUGUUUUAUAUGGAAGCUGCUCAGGUACCAGUGUGAUGAAGAGUAGUCUUAAGAUAGACUGAUAAUGUAUGUUAACCUUUUAUGUUCUUGCUAUAGGAUACCGCUUUUGUUUGUUUUAAUAUACAUUAGCUUUACUUCUGUGUUCAGAGUUGCAUAGUUAGAGGAAGAAAUGCUGACUGACACUAUGGUAUAAACCUUCUGGUGCUUCAUAUUAAUUUGUUUACAGUACUCCAGACUGCAGUUGACAAAGGCAUUCUUCUCAUUUAGCAUAGCUGCUCCAGUUUGAAUGCAACUGAAAACACAAUUAGUACUUGUUUUAGUAAAUAGGCCUUUUAAAGAUCUUUCAAACAAUAGCUGUGUGUUGGAACUAAUAAAUCUGAGUGGAGUUCCAGAAAAAUGUAUUGAUGAGACUCCUUUUAUAUUAAGUAACGGGGAUUGCUUUGUGAAUUUGGGUAUUUAAAUGUGACUAAUCUUGGCAAGUUUGUUUUACCAAACAAGAAAAAAAGAAACACUUUGAAAGAAAGAAGCUUGUCAGGCAUGCCAAUAUGAUAACAUAUUCAGCAGCAUUAUAAAUAACUGUGUCAAAUCUUAAAAUGAGAAUUCUGCUCUGCUGAUGUGGGAUCUGAGACAUGUUUUAGUCUUAAUCUGUCACCAAUUUUGGUACAGAUAAACCUAAUGAAAUAAUUUGGGGGUUUUGUUUAAAAAUCAGUGUAGCAAAGUUACACAGCAGAGGGAUUGCCAUAGAUGCUAGUGAAGGAAAAGGAGGGGUAGGAGGAAAGGAAAUAGUGUUUUCUUUUUCUUCUGUCAAAAAGGAUGGGAAAAGGGGGGGAUAACUUACACAAAUUAGGAAAGGAAUGAAAGAGUCAAAAGGUCCAUUAAAGGAAGAAAAGUGAUCUUUGCAUGUUUUAGAAUUACUACCUAAUGUUUGCAAUAAUGUAGUUACUUCUACUUUUGUGGGCUAUUUCCAGUUUUAUCUAUUCUUUUUCUCAUUUAUUUAUUUCUCUUUCUAUUCUUUUUCUCAUUUAUUCGAAGUAUUCCAAAUGUGGGAAGUGUGGGUCUCUCUGUCUUUGGGGGUCUGUUGAAGUUAAGCUUCUAGUCCAAGUUAGGUGUUGAAGGUCUCUGAAGUUGAAGAGAGAUGUCCAGAAGAUAAAUCAUCUCAGUUUCUCCACUGGUCAUAAAGGGACCCAUGAUAACUUGCCUUCCCAUGGCAGGUAACCUUCACACGUUCACGCAGGCAGGCCGUUUCUGCAUCUUGUUUUGUAUGGCCCAGCACAGCACUAUCUGGAGAUUAUGCAGUGUACUGAAUGUAUUCAUUUGGCGUUUGAUAUACUGAUCUCUGUCUUAGUCACAAGUAACUUGUGCACUUCUGAAAAAGGACUCCAUUUUAUAACUAUUUUACAGUUAUUGCUAAUAAACUUAAAACAGUUUUUGAAAACUGUAUAUAACAGUAGUCAGCAAUGCAAACUUGUGCUUUAUGCAGCUGUACUCCUACAGUAACAACUAGAUCUUAUUGGGAGAAUUACUUAGGUUAUGGGAAAAAUUAUUGAUGGGAAAUCAGUAAUUGAAAAGUUUCAAAAUAGGCAUAUCAAUGUAGUAGAAAGAGCUGUUAUGGAAUGCAUUUGAAAGUGUUAAGAUGUAAAUUGGUAUUGUGUGUGGAUUAUACAUUGUUUUGCAAAGAAAUGUAGCAAACUAAUGUCAUGGAAAUAAAGCAGAAAUGGAGAGUA
Molecule: messenger RNA, 3719 nt
Organism: Cygnus olor (mute swan)
Lineage: Eukaryota; Metazoa; Chordata; Aves; Anseriformes; Anatidae
Gene: GYG2
Product: glycogenin 2
Exons: 9
Coding region: 211-1461 (416 amino acids)
Cellular component (GO): cytoplasm
Molecular function (GO): glycosyltransferase activity
Source: RefSeq, a predicted model, not a curated record